GGUUGCCGUGGAAUGGCUCAAUUUACAGCGAACUGAGAGUUGAUCAAGCGUCCCCCGCCUGGCCUUUUAAGACAUCACCGGUGAUCACCUCCCCCGUCCUCCUUGGUCAGUCUUGCAGGUGUGGCAGACCCUGGCACUGGCCCUUCGGUUUCCCGAAUUGCGAAGCAGCUGCCGUGCAUUGCGUGCCGCCGUGCCGCCUGUCGCUCACUUACCCGGCCGCUUGACCGCCCCGAAACCCGCUCAGGGCUCGCUCUCACCAGCGGCCAGAGCCAGCACGCCAUCGCCUCAGCCCGACCGUUACUGGCAAGUGAGCCCAAUGCUGGCACGGGCCAUUUAACCUGGUACCAACGCAAGACUCCCAUUUGCUUGCGUUUGCGCCCCGUUCCCCCUAUGGAACGCUUCCAAUCUCCCACCAUCCGCCGUGGCCGCCCGCCGCUCCCGAGACAGGAUGGCAUCGAUUGCCCGACCGAUGACGCCGACACGGCUUCUCUGACACACCCGCCCACACCUCGACAUAAGAGCGUUCCCAGCCUCGACAGAUCCGGCGAGACCGAGGUCGGACAGGUGGACACGGCCAGAAGCUGCGAUCGACUGCGGCCCGAGGAGGAGCGGUUGAGGUCCCGCGACAGCAUGACCAGCAUGUCGUCGUCUCUGAUAGGGAAGACGGUCACUCCGUUCCUGAAGGAACACAUUCCAAGCUUGUACGCCCCGAUCGGCAAACCAAACAAUGAACAGACGGCGCGAGAGAAGGACCCGAACACCAAGUACUGUUAUCGCCACCGCCCCGAUUCGAAAUGUCGACGAGCUGCCGACGAGGCCAAGAUGGUCAAGAUCCAGCAGGAGCUCGACAAACUCACUCCCGCUGAUCAACAAGCCAUCACCCAUGUGUGGUCACUGUUCUCCGCCGCGCCGGCCCGCCACCGCGAGCUGAUGCUGCAGGGGGUCCUCGCGCAGCUCUGCUUCCCCCAACUAUCGCUUGUCUCGCGCGAGGUGAACGAGGCCCUCAAGAUCGACUUCAUCACGGCGCUGCCCGUCGAGAUCGCGCAGAAGAUCCUGUGCUACCUCGACACGGUGAGCCUGACCAAGGCUGCGCAAGUCAGCCAGAGGUGGCGUAUGUUGGCCGACGACGAUGCCGUCUGGGUCCGCAUGUGCGAGCAGCACGUGAAUCGCAAGUGCACCAAGUGUGGAUGGGGCCUGCCCCUCCUGGAGAGGAAGAGGCUGCGCAACUACACGCGGGCGCGCCAACUGGCCAAGGAGAGCUCCAACGGAAGGGUCCAGGAAUUGACCGAUUCGUCCUCCCAAGGGACCCUAGCUUUGGGCAAGCGACAGGGCGAGUCUACAGAAGGGCCUGACGGCAAGCGGCAAUGCGUGGAGAAGCAGCCGGAGCUGGAGCCCAGGACGCGGAGUUGGAAGGCCGUGUACAAGGACCGGUGGGAGGUUGGGUACAACUGGAAGUACGGGCGCUGCUCGGUCAAGACGCUGAAGGGACACACCAACGGCGUCACAUGUCUUCAGCUAGAUGACAACAUUCUUGCGACCGGGUCCUACGAUGCCACCAUCAAGAUUUGGAACAUCGAUACGGGCGAGGAGAUUCGAACCCUCCGCGGCCAUACGCGGGGGAUCCGCGCCUUGCAGUUCGACGAAUCCAAAUUGAUCAGUGGCAGCCUGGACAGCACCAUCAAGAUCUGGAACUGGCAUACCGGCGAGUGCAUCUCGACGCUCCAGGGCCACACCGACGGCGUUGUCAGCGUACACUUUGACGCCCAGCUUCUUGCGAGCGGCUCGAUCGACAGGAGCGUCAAGAUCUUUGACUUCAACUCGAAGGAAGCGUUCUGCCUGAAAGGCCACACCGACUGGGUGAACUGCACGCGACUCGACAUUGCCAGCAGAACGGUCAUGUCGGCUUCUGACGACACCACGAUCAAGCUGUGGGACUUGGACACCAAGAAGGUGAUCCGGACGUUUGAAGGACACGUUGGCCAUGUGCAGCAAGUGCUGUUGCUCCCGCCAGAGUACGACCGUAGCUGACAGCGGCCGGAAUCAGGGAUGGAGUUUUGGUGUUUUUCUUUUUUUGCUCACUCUUCGUUGUUGUUCUUCUUCUUCCUUCCAGUUUAUCUCUUUUGCUUUUUCUGGCGCUUUUGUAUCUUUCUCUGGGACCAUUGCGAAAGGGGUGGACAGCGUUUGGGCGACGACGGGUUAUGGGGU
Thermothielavioides terrestris NRRL 8126 is the source of this 2205-nucleotide messenger RNA. RefSeq lists its product as uncharacterized. The record is from RefSeq and is a predicted model, not a curated record. NCBI's taxonomy places the organism in Eukaryota, Fungi, Ascomycota, Sordariomycetes, Sordariales, Chaetomiaceae. Gene Ontology annotation, molecular function: protein binding. The transcript is spliced from 6 exons. The annotation marks the transcript as partial.